Molecule: messenger RNA, 5061 nt
Organism: Caenorhabditis elegans
Lineage: Eukaryota; Metazoa; Nematoda; Chromadorea; Rhabditida; Rhabditidae
Gene: nsy-1
Product: Mitogen-activated protein kinase kinase kinase nsy-1
Exons: 10
Coding region: 158-4654 (1498 amino acids)
Biological process (GO): MAPK cascade
Cellular component (GO): axon; perikaryon
Molecular function (GO): ATP binding; protein serine kinase activity; protein kinase activity
Source: RefSeq, marked reviewed
UUUUCAGGCAAACCUCCUCAGCUUUUCCCCUUGUACUUCUGCAGCCCCAUGGUGUUCAGAAGUGAGAAGUGCAACUUUUGAGCCCAUCCGGUGACUCUUGGCUCCGACCAAUUUACAAUUUUAAUUUAUGAAUAAAACAAAAAAGAAUCAAAAGAAAAUGUCGCAGAACAACAAGAGGCAAGUGCAGCAUAAUCACGAGAUGUCUAAUGAUGUGUGUCCUUUGCCACUACCGCCACGUGGCGCUCCGCCUCCAACCGCAUACCACGCAAGUCGAAUGGCUGCAACUUCAUCCUCAACCAACGGAUCUUUCGAAAAGUCAGCGAUUCCAGGAAAUGCACGAAAACUUCACGUGGUGAUUGUGAUUGAUCAGAAAGUGCAAAAGAAUUUACGCGUUCGAGAAAUGGCUCUGAAAGAUGUACAGAAAGUGGCAGACACAUUGAAUGUUAAUUUAACGCGCAUCGAUUUUGACAAAUUGGACUUUGGCGAAACAGAAACUCUGGAUCUAUUCUACAAUGCUGACGUGGCACUUGUUGAUGUUACGGUAACCCAUCAACAACCAAGUCUUUGUUAUCAUAUUGGAGUUCGUGAGAGCAUGGGACAGUCAUACAAUAUGAUACUCACUUAUUGGUCUCCUGAUCCAGAAUAUCAUAUUAUGGAUGCUUUGAAGAAAACUCAUGCACAUCUUCCAAUGAUUGUAUAUAUUCAUCAUCAAGAUUCAAAUCAAUUGCAGAGUUAUGAUAAGAAUAAUAACGAUGAUGAUUCAAAACCUCCAUUUGCUAGAACAAAUGUUCCAGCAAAAACAAUAACUUUUCAACAUCGAAUGAAACAAGUUUUGAAAAGUGUUCAAGUGGAAGCAUCAGCACAUUCUCGCGAGAAGUUCAUGUCGGAUUUGCGAAAAGCUCGUGAAAUCACAGAUGGAGAUCAGAAGAAUGAUUAUCUUGAUAAAAUGAGAACAAGACUUGAUAAUCCGGAUGUAUUACAUCCAGAUACCGUAUCCCUUAUGAUGCUCUCUUAUCGUGAUAAUCAGAAUUAUGGAGGAAUGAUUCGUCUUGUUGAUGAUUUGAAAAGAAUUCCGGAUUGUUUGAAAGUUGUAGACACGCCGGUUAUUCGAUAUCAGUAUGCGUUUGCUCUGAACCGAAGAAACAAGGAUGGGGACCGUGAUUUGGCAUUAAAUACCGUACUCAGUUUGGUGGAGGGAACAACUGAAAACGAAGAGAAGAAUGGCCCAUUGAGUCCAGACGUUGUUUGUCUUGCUGGCCGUAUCUACAAAGAUAAAUUCAUUGCAUCCAACUACGAAGACCGUGAAAGCCUGAACAGUGCAAUUGAAUGGUAUCGCCGUGCAUUCGAAAUGUCACCUCUGGAAUAUUCAGGAAUAAAUCUGACAACUCUUCUUCGAGCAAGUGGAGAACACUUUGAGAAUAAUCUCGAAAUGCAGCAAAUCGCUGUUGUCCUCAACUCGUUGCUCGGACGGAAAGGGGCACUUCAGAACCUAAUGGAAUAUUGGGAUGUGGCAACUUAUUUCGAAGUUUCUGUUCUAGCAGAGAAUUACCAGAAAGCAUGUGAAGCAGCUUUGAUGAUGGUCAAGUUGAAACCUCCAGUUUGGUAUUUAAAGUCUACGAUGGAAAAUAUCAAAUUAAUAAAUCGAUGUGCAGCAACAAUCAGUCCAAUCGAGAAGGAGAAGCAACAAUUCCUUUUCUGGAGUGAAUUCUUCAUGGAGGCAACUGAGGCAGACACUGAUAUUAGUUGCCCAAGAUACCCAGUACUUAUUCUGGAACUCAAUAAGGAAUUCACACCUUCUUAUCUGACUCUGAAUAAUGAAGAGGGAACAGUAAUUCUGAGUCAUGUUCUGGAAAACAGCCAACAGAAAAAGAUUCAUCAAUCCGAGUUGAGAGGUAUACAUCGAUGGCAUUUUGCAAGGAAUAAUAUCAAAGCAGUGACUGAAUCGAAACGAGAUGAUCGUCAAUUAUUCCUUUAUGUUCAUGAAAAUUCAGAUGAUUUCAACCUUCUGUUCCCGACAAAGGCUCAUUGCAAAAAAGCCUACGAUGACAUGAAAUCAAUGGCCGAUGUUGCUGAUGGAAACUACCAAGGAAGAGUACUAAGCAAUCCGGAUAAUGAGAAGAUCAGAUUCGAGUAUGAAUUGAGUAAUUCAAAUGAGCGUGUCGUUCUUGGAAAAGGAACCUAUGGAACUGUGUACGCUGCACGAGAUAUGGAUACUCAGCGACAAAUUGUUGUAAAAGAAAUUGAAGUGAAGUAUGAUGAGGAAGUACAACCGUUGAUGGAAGAAAUAAGUCUUCAUUCCACGUUGUGCCAUGCUAAUAUUGUACAAUAUCUUGGAUGUGAUUUGGUUGGAAAAGAUGGCUCAAAUGAUCACUUUUUGAUUUUUAUGGAGCAUGUUCCUGGAGGAUCACUCAGUUCAUUGCUUCGUUCCAAGUGGGGUCCAAUGAAUGAAAAUGCGAUGAACUACUACGGGAAGCAAAUUCUGGAGGGUCUUAAGUAUCUUCACGAGCUAAAAAUUGUGCAUCGAGACAUCAAAGGAGACAAUGUUCUUGUGAACACUUACUCGGGAGUCUGCAAAAUUUCCGAUUUUGGAACAUGCAAACGUCUUGCUGGGCUGAAUCCAGUAACCGAAACUUUCACUGGAACUCUUCAGUAUAUGGCUCCAGAAGUUAUCGAUCAUGGACAACGUGGAUAUGGUGCACCUGCAGAUAUUUGGUCAUUUGGGUGUACAAUGGUUGAAAUGGCAACUGGGCGGCCUCCGUUUGUUGAGAUGCAGAAUCCGCAGGCGGCAAUGUUCAGAGUUGGAAUGUUCAAAACUCAUCCUCCAAUUCCAACGGAAAUUACUGAAAAGUGUAGAAACUUUAUCAAAAGUUGUUUCUUGCCAGAAGCAUGUGAUCGUCCAUCAGCAAAAGAUCUUCUCCAAGAUCCAUUUAUUUAUCACAACCAUCAUUCUAUUUCAAGAACGCGUAGCGGCUCGAUCAACAAGAAACCUGCCACCAAAAUCGAGUUGAAUCAUGACAAGGAAAAGAAGGAAAAAUCGAAAAAUCAACGAGAAAUGCUCCGUUCAACAUCGCAUAUCGGUGGAAUGGGAGUUGUUGAAAGAUCUCCACCAACACCUGAACCAAUGUCAGCCACUCUUACUGCUGGAUUCUCUCAUGUUCACAGUCAAACUGUAUCGAAUGCAUUGUCAACUGCACGAGAAGAAAAGAAGCUUCAUCUCAAGAUUGAUCAUGCAAGGAAUCGAACAUUCAGUUCAAGUAGUCCAGUACCAGAUGGUCAAUCAUCUGCUGGAACUAAUAUGUCUCAUCCUGGAUUCCAAUUGAGUCAGCCAUCAAGUCCUAUUGUCGAUGAUACAAAUCACCCUCAUUUGAUUGUCUCUCCAAUUUCUCUGAAUACAAUGGGAUCUCCACUUUCAUCAGCUGCACUUCUCAAUCGAACAAUUUCCGAUGAAAGUUCCAAUAGUUCAAGUCGAUUCUUCAUGCUUCAAAAGGAUUCAGAACGUAGAAGAUCCUUGGGACAAUUCAUGCAAGAUUACAAAGACUUGAUCAUUGACUCUUGGAGCACAUUGCUCAUUAAACAAAGUGACACGGAACUCGUAGUGACUGUCUAUAUGUUGGAAAUGUUACUUGAUGGAAUGAGAGAUUUCUUGUUGAAAAAGGAUAAUACAAAGAUGCAAAAAAUGAUUGAUGAUAUUCGAGGUCUUUUGGAUUAUGAUACUGCUAAAAUUGGCCAGAUAAACCUUGCUCUCUACCACUUCUCCGAUUCAAUUCAACCUGUUCUCCGUCGCCUUGAUAUAAAGCCUCAUUGGAUGUUUGCACUUUCAAAUCUAAUCACUUCAGCCGUUCAAUGUGCCAUUUCAAUUCUAAGUCCAGAUCUUUCUCUCCUACUUCAUGCUCAAGAUAAUCUUCCAUCCACAUCAUCAAUUGUUGCAAUCAGAAAUUCCUCACUUUCUGAAGGUGAAGCUCUCAUUGAAUCUCGACCUCCAAGUCGUGAAGAACGAGUUCGUGAGGAUCGAAAAGAAUUGAGAACUUUACAAGAAGAAAAUGAAAUUCUAAUUGAACGAUUGCUUCAAGUGGAAAGAGAAUUAAAUGCUCAACUCAAAUCCGGAAUCACCAGAGCCAAUCGUUUCCGAGAUUUUGCCAUGUACCGUAACACAUAUCCACCAUUCCGUACUCCACCAGUCGCUCAUGCUCCCCCAACUCCUCCAUUCAGUGCUUCAUGUGGUGCUCAACCGUCAGGAACAUUUACAAAUCAACCUCCGAGCUUCGCCUCAAUAAAACCAAUUGCUCAGAAAAUCAUAAUGCCACCCGGAACCGAGAAUAAUUAUCAAGUGACACGUGUUCAGGAGGAGCUUGUCAGUUGGCUACGUGGAUUGGAAAUUGACGAACGAUCGAUUGCUCUGAUCGCCUCCGAAGCUUAUACAAAGAGCGAUAUGAUGGAUUUUGUGACAAGAGACGAGCUGCUCAGUAUUGGUGUUGGCGGAGGUUCAUCUUGUCGUAUAAUGCGUGCAAUUGGUGAAGUUCGUGAACGUCAACGCCGUCAGCCAGUCUUCCUGUCUCCAAUGCGAAGUCGAGAUGAUUCUUUGGAUGAUUAUCAUUCAAGCAGUGCCGAUGAUAUGUACACUGGCGCUGCUGCUGAAACUUCAUCUGGAAACUGAUUUUCUGUAGUUUCUCUGUUCUCUCUCUCUCUCUCUCUCUGGUCAUUUUUCUCUCUUCUAGUUUUUCUGUCUCUUUCUCUCAUUUUAUUGUGAUAUCUUUUCUCUCUCUCUCUCUCUCUCUCUCUCUCUAAUCCUCUGUUUCGUGUACAAAGUUUUCAGUUUCUUAAUUUGUUCUCUGAAAAUCAUCAAACCCCUCCAAAAUUUGCUUGCGUGUAGAACUUUUCAUUACAAACAAAAACCAAAUUGCUAGUGUCUUUCCUAUCCAACUACAUUAUAGAGAUUUCUAAUCUCAUGUCAAUUGUUUCAUGUAUCAUUCUACAAAACUCACACACAUCCGAAUCAUCAUAACUAUCAUAAUAAUAAGUUUUAUUAACCAAAAAUAAAUAAAUAUAUAUUUCAUGAUCGUU